ACGAGACCGAGAGGCGGAGAGGGAGGGGUUAAACACUGAAGGAAAGUUUGUUUGGCUCCCUUAAAAGCAAUGGACGAAGUUUGUUAAGUCAUAAGGCUGGAGUCAGUUUUAAAUGCCGCCUACACGGAGAGAUUGUUGUAACACCCAAAAUGCAAAACAUGAACGUUUAAUCGUCUCGUCGGAGGGAUGUUGUUUGACAGAGAAACGUCUGCGCGUGAGGUGAUCGUAAGUUAGUUCAUAUGUAAUCACACUGAACGAUGGCUGAGGGAAACCACACAGUUGUGUACUUGUCAGAGCAGGUGAUCGUUUUGUUUUCGUGCGCGCUGUCGUUUCUAGGCUCCUCGCUCAUCAUCCUCACCUAUAUUAUUUGGUCAGACUUGAGAACGACUCCGAGGAAGCUCCUAGUUUACCUCUCGGUGUCUGACUGGCUCUCCGCCGUCUCCUACGCCUUCGGAGUCUGGAGAGUUUUUCGCACCAACUCGGUGGACUGCAUCGUUCAGGGGGCGAUAUCGACUUUCGCCAACACCAGCUCCUUUUUCUGGACGGUGGCCAUCGCUGUUUACCUGUAUGUUUUCAUCGUGAGGUCCAGCCAAAGAGUCGCUGACAGCCUGGUGUUGUUUUUCCACCUUGUCAGCUGGGGCGUUCCUCUGGCCAUCACCGUUGCAGCCGUGUCCCUGGGCAAGAUUGGCUAUGAUGCAUCAGAGGUGUCGGUGGGCUGGUGCUGGGUCAGUAUUGAUGCUUCUGACCGGGUCCUGUGGAUGCUGCUUACCGGAAAGAUCUGGGAGUUCAUGGCCUACCUCACACUCCCCGUCCUCUACAUCCUGAUCAAGAGACACAUCUACAUAGCGCAUGCUGCCCUGUCCGAGUACCGUCCUAUCUUGGGAAACAGGCCGCAGUCACACCCCUUCUCCUCCAUGGCUGAUGUGAAGCUUACGCUCAUUCCCAUUAUCUUCAUCGUCCUGCGCAUUUGGAGCACGGUGCGCUUCAUCCUGCUGCUAGCUGGCUCUUUGGCCAGACAGCACCCGCUGCUGGUCACUCUGCAUGGGAUUGGAAACACCUCGCAGGGAGCAGCAAAUUGCAUCAUGUUCGUACUGUGCACUCAGCCAAUCCGCACGCGGCUCUGCUCCGCAGUCUGCUGCUGCAACAAGUGUCAGGCGGAGGUGCAGUACUCCCAUGAUGCUCCUCCGAGCCUGCUGCCAGGACAGGACACCUCCGCACACACAGAAGAAGACAGCACCAGUCGAGUCCGGACUGAUCGAUGAUAUAAGCCUCUGGAGGUCACUGCUUCACAUUUAGCCUCAUUAAAGGACGUUCCUGCAGCGAGGGUUGGCGGUUCUGCAGGUGCUUCCACAUGUGCCUGUGUCACAGGAAAACGUCAACAUGCCUGCCCUGAUGAAGGUGAUGCUUCCUGACUAUACGAAUAUAUUGCACACAAAUAUUGUAGUUUGAUGGAAGGAUGUUACAACAAACUCACAAGUGCAGUUUUAGUUGUCUUUACAUGUGUUUUGGUGGCAUUUUGAGCACUUGUGCUAUCUGUGAAAGAACAUUAGCAGCUUUAUUUAUCCUGUACUGUGUGGAUUCACUUACGUAAAGGUUACUUACAUUCUGAGGUAUCACUGUGAGAUGAAUAUUCAGUUUUCACCUUGUUUACUGAGUAUUCAAGUUUUGUAAUGCUGGCAAACUGUGUGUGAAGGUAUUAAGUUAUAACAACUCUAAAAUUCUUACUUGAGGUGAAGUUAUUUUGACUGUUACUGUUACUGAAGUUUCCCAGGAAGCUUGAAGUGAUCACUUAUGACAAUUAAAGUCUAUUGGCUGAGAAAAGGUAGCUGUUUUCUUUGAAGAAAUGUCCCAAAACAGACUUAAUGUGACUUAAUGUGUUAAUCUAAAGUUUACAUCAGUUAGAGAGGAUUUGCCACAGUUGAGAAAAGACAUCAAUAUAAUCAUUCCAGUCCUGUAUUCUUAAUCUUCCCUAAACUGUACUUGGUUGUCGAUCUGUGUUCUCAGACAUUGUUUUGCUAAAAUUUGGCUCAAUAUAUAUUAUGUUACAGAGCUUUAUAGCUAUAAGAAAGGAAAUCUUUACGUAGUGGAGGGUGCGGAACGAAAUGCUUCCAUCAAAAAAUGUCCACACGGACUCAAGAUUGAACUCAGGAGAUUUUGGUGGUCAACGGUCACGUGACCUCACGGCAUCCCAUUCUUUUGAAGGCGAUAUCUCAGUAACACAUCAAAGGGAUUUCUUCAAAUCAGGCACAGACGUUGUUUAGCUUCAUAGACGAAAGGUCAGAGGUCAACUUCACUGUGUUGUCAUAACAUGCUGCUAAAAACGUUAUCCGUGGCUCAGGAGCAGCAACUUGUGACUGGUGCACGGAGGCAAACAACUGUGGUGCGGUAAUUCUAGUUUAUGAAUGUUUGGUAUUAUCUGAAGUGGAAACCUGUCACUGUUAUCCACUGUAUGUGGAAGGAGCUAAAACUGACCAUAACUGCUGUUCUGAUUCUUCUUUUGUUCUCGGAUACAGCUAACAUUUUACAUCCAUCACUGAAGCUGUACUUGUUUUAUAAAAAGAAUAUUAUUAUUUGGGGUAUAUUAUCACUUUAAAUGUUCAGUGUGUGGCAUUUAGGGGGCGCUAUAGGUAGUAAUUAAAUAUUAUGUUGUUAAUCAUGUUUUUUAUUAGUAUAUACACCAAGAGUUUUUAUUUUUGUUGUUACCUUAGAAUGAGACUUUUGUAUCUACAGAGUGAAGGGGUCAUGUGUGUUGCACCGCCAUGUUUUUAAAGUAGCUCAGAACAGAUGAACCAAACACUGUCUUGCCUUUUUCCCGAAUUUUUGUGUCCACUUUAGAAGGGUUAUAUAAGACAAACUGUAUUUUAUUGGUGCCAUUCUGCUGCCACACUGCUAGAUGCCACUUGAUCUUACACACUGGACUUCAAACUUAUUCUAUAGCGUAACCUUGUGUAUAAAAGUAAUUUCCAGCAUUCUGUGCAACAUGACUACUGGUGUGUUCAAAAGGUUUGUUUAUUAGACUUGGCCAUCUUUUUAAAAAUCAAUAAAUGAAAGUAAGAUAUGGACACAGUUUCA
Acanthopagrus latus (yellowfin seabream) is the source of this 3072-nucleotide messenger RNA. It is a transcript of the gene gpr157, whose product is annotated as G protein-coupled receptor 157. Gene Ontology annotation, molecular function: G protein-coupled receptor activity; cAMP binding. The record is from RefSeq and is a predicted model, not a curated record. The transcript has 4 exons. Gene Ontology annotation, cellular component: plasma membrane. Gene Ontology annotation, biological process: cell surface receptor signaling pathway; adenylate cyclase-activating G protein-coupled receptor signaling pathway. Lineage: Eukaryota; Metazoa; Chordata; Actinopteri; Spariformes; Sparidae. The coding region runs from base 258 to 1262 and encodes 334 amino acids.